CUGAACCUACACACUUUUUCUUGCUACAAUUCAGAGAAAAUGUUCUUCAAAGGAAGAAGCUGGCUUUGGUUAUAUGUGAGAACAAGUAUCAUUCUAGCAAGUGAGCUAAACAGCCCAGAGCGACAUGGGCAAAACAAUUGUUAUCAGCUUAACAGCUUUCACUGCAGCUUUGAGGAAGCAGAGCACUACUGCCAUGCCCAGGGUGGAUUCCUAGCUCAUAUUAGGAACCAGGAAGUUCCAGAUCACAUCUGGGACUUUCUGGAAGAAGGAAAAAAGUGGUGGAUUGGCCAAAAUGUAAUGCCACUGAAAAAACAUCAAGACGAAAAAUAUCCAGCAGACAUUGUUGCCCACGGGGACACAAAGCCCCCCAGCUGCACCUACCUGUCCAGAAACUUCAGUCGGAUCUCAUUCAAAGGGGACAAGUGCUCACUGGGACACUAUUUCAUUUGCCAGACUGAUGCCUUUUUGGACGGAGAUGCCCGUUAUGAAAGAAAUGGAAAUAAUUCUCAUUUGCCGUGGAGACCCAAGAAGACAAAAAGAGAAGUUGAAAUACUAAGAAACAAAAUGCCCCCAGGAGGUGCUCAUCUUUCAACCACAUGUCACCAUCCUCCUCAUGCUCGUCUUUCCAAGACGCUGUGUCAUCCCAUCAGCCCAUUCUCUUCAGUACUACCAAAAAUCACAGCACAGGUAACGCCAGUCACAUCUGAACCCAGCAGCCAGCCUCUCCCUGCGAGAACAGAGCCCACCAGUCCUGUGUCUGUCACACGUGCUGGUCAGUCUCAGAUGGAAACGGCUUCAAGCCCAGAGGAAGACACCCAUCCAAAUAGCUUCACCUCUCAUGGCCCAGUAUCACUGCAGAACGCGUCUGGUCAGGUCAUAGAUGAGAUAGUAGGAAAUUUCAGCAGAGCUGUUCAUGGUUUGCAAGCUCAUAACAAACUGCAGGAAGCUUGUGAGGUACUCCAGAAACUAACAGCCUUGACCCCGAGAUUUUCUAAGCCAGCUCAGGUUCAUCUCAUCAAUUCCCUUAUUUACCUGAGUGAACAGUUCCUGAGGAUCCCGUUUCAGAACAAUAGCAGUCUGGGCUUCAAAGUUCCUGCGAAUAUCUGCCUCUUUCAUUAUUUCAACAAUGUCACCAAAGCUGGAGAAGGAAGUUGGCAGGGGUCCAAGCGUGACCCUGAGCAGGUAGAAGACAUGCUGGAAAUGUCCUUGGUGGCGCUUGGGAAUAUUGGGGAAGCAUUUCUAGAGCAGAAGCAGCCUCCCGAGUCUUCCGUGACUUUGACCUCUUCUAUUGCUUCUCUGCUGCUGAGCAGACAAAACCUAUCAACUUUACCUCUGAGCUCUUACACGCUGGGUCAGCCGGCCCCUGUGAGACUAGGCUUUCCAUCGGCUUCAGCUUUGAAGGAGCUCUUGAAUAAACACCCCGGAGUUAAUGUCCAAGUAACAGGACUAGCUUUCAAUCCCUUCAAGGAUUUAGACAACAGAAACGUUGUUGGAAGCAUUGGAAGUGUGUUACUAAGUGCUAAUCAUAAAUUGCUCCAAGUCCAUGAUUUAAUGGAGGACAUUGAGAUCAUGCUCUGGAGAAAUGUUAGCCUGGAAACCCAUCCCACCAGCGUCAAUAUGAGCACAGAUCAGUUUACAAUCACAGUGAACGUCACGUCCUUGGAGAAAUCCCUGAUAGUGAGCAUAGAUCCUGACAGUCCCCUUUUAAUGACUCUCUACAUGGGGUUCCAGUAUCAGCCUAACUGCACUCACUUCCACCUGAACAUCACUCUUCCAAAGGAUAAGGUGUGGCAAAAAGAUGAGGAGUACAUAUGGGUACUGACUCCAGAGCAUCUACAGCACGGCAUUGGCACCUACUAUAUAACAGCUGUGCUGAGUGAGAGCCAGGAGGGUGUUCAGCAGAUGCCCAGCUUGGUCUCCGUCAUCACAGCCGUCACUCAGUGUUAUUACUGGGACAGCCACAACCGGACGUGGAGCAGCCAUGGAUGCCAAGUUGGGCCACAGAGCACAAUUCUGAGGACACAGUGUCUCUGUAACCACCUGACCUUCUUUGCCAGUGACUUCCUUGUCGUGCCCAGGACUGUGAAUGUUGAAGACACUAUCAUACUCUUCCUUCAUGUGACCAGCAAUCCUGUUGGGGUGUCGCUGCUGGCCAGCCUUUUAGGAUUCUACAUGAUCAUAGUUGUGUGGGCCUGGAGAAAAGAUCAAGCAGAUAUGCAGAAGGUGAAGGUUACUGUCCUGGCUGAUAAUGACCCCAGCGCUCAGUUUCACUACCUGAUUCAGGUCUACACCGGAUAUAGAAGAAGGGCUGCUACAACAGCUAAGGUUGUUAUCACCCUCUACGGAUCAGAGGGACAGAGUGAGCCCCAUCACCUUUGUGACCCCCAGAAGACGGUCUUUGAACGAGGGGGCCUGGAUGUCUUCCUUCUCACCACUCAUUCCUCUCUAGGGGAACUGCACAGCCUUCGUCUCUGGCAUGACAAUUCUGGCCUCAGUCCUUCCUGGUAUGUCACCCAGGUAAUUGUCUGUGACAUGGCAGUUAAGAGGAAAUGGCAUUUCCUGUGCAAUUGCUGGCUGGCUGUGGACCUCGGAGACUGUGAGCUUGACCGGGUCUUCAUACCAGUUUCAAAGAGAGAGCUCUUUUCCUUUAGACACCUGUUUUCCUCCAUGAUUGUAGAAAAGUUCACCCAGGAUUAUCUGUGGCUUUCAGUUGCAACUCGGCAUCCCUGGAACCUGUUUACAAGAGUCCAGCGGCUGUCUUGCUGCAUGACACUGCUCCUCUGCAACAUGGUCAUCAGCAUUAUGUUCUGGAAGAUAAGUGGCACCACUGGCAAGAGAGAUGAGCAAAUGGGUACAUUUGCUGUGGCCUGGUCUGAACUGCUCAUCAGCAUCCAUACUGCUGUCAUCCUCUUCCCAAUCAAUCUUGUCAUUGGGCGGCUCUUCCCGUUGAUUCAGCCACAGGAGACUGUGCCCCUCUUUCCUCCCAUCCAGGUCUCCUGCCUCUUAGAUGCUUCCGUUGAGCCUCUCUCUGUCACAAUGGUAGUUGAGGAAUUAAGGGAAACUGUGCGAUUCCUGCUCAGAAGACAUACAUAUCUACUCUCAGAGUGUAAACAACCGUCAUGGAGUUCUUGCAACAUUACUAAGCUGGUGGAACUUUUAUCCAGCCUCCUGUCUUCUCACUUGGAGGGUCAAGGCUGUCAUCAGCAGGCAGAGCGCCACCGGGCACGUGUUGUUCCUGAAAACCACCAUCAUUUCUGCUGUUACCUGUGUAGAGUUCUACAGAGGCUAAAAUCUCACUUAGGCACUCUGGGUCUCACCCAGGGCCACCAGACUUGUGACCUCCUAGCUGCAGCCAGCCAUCUUCAAAAACUCCAGGAACUCUUGGAAACACACAUGCUUCCCACGGAGCAAGAGCCAUUCAGGGAAGUCACCAGUUUCGCCAUCCUGAGCUCAGAAGAAGGAAAAAGGCCCAUCUCUAAUGGCCUGUCCAAAUGGUUGAGUUCAUUCUGCUGGCUCCUCCUGGGUCUCACUAGCCUGGCUUCAGCCUUCUUUAUAGCACUUUAUAGCUUGGAAUUGAACAAAGACCAAGCCACCAGCUGGAUGAUUUCAGUUAUUUUAUCAGUGCUUCAAAAUGUCCUCAUCAGCCAGCCAGUAAAGGUGGUCGUCUUCACAUUCUUCCACUCACUGAUGAUGAGCAGGGUGCCACGGCUUCACAAGGAGAAGGAACAACAAACCAAGAGGAUCUUGGCACUCUUGGCAAAGUGUUCUUCAUCAGUACCAGGUUCAAGAGAUAAGAACAACCCCGUCUAUGUAGCCCCAACUAUGAAUAGUCCAACUAAGCACCCAGAAAGAACCCUGAAAAAGAAGAAACUCUUCCAACUGACUGGAGAUAUUUUGGUACAAAUCUUCUUCCUUACCCUGUUGAUGACUACAAUCUACUCUGCAAAGAACUCCAAUAGAUUUUACCUCCACCAAGCUAUCCGGAGGACCUUUGCUCACCGUUUCUCAGAAAUCAAGCUUCUUCAGGAUUUCUAUCCCUGGGCCAAUCACAUCCUCCUUCCUAACCUGUAUGGGGAUUACAGAGGUAAGAAUGCAGUCCUGGAGCUUAGUCAUUGCAAAUGGGGGAUACAAUUAAUUUUCCAAAUACCCGCUACCAAGACCCAUGAGAAAGAGGAAGGUCAGCUGGCUUUUAUUGACGGCCAUACCUGUGGGUGUCCCAAGGGCCUGUUCCUUGAACCUCAUCUAAGCAGGUUCAGUUAUAUCUGUUCACCCAGGCCUAUGGGGCUGAUUUCCACUGAUGAGCUUCACAAAAAGCUGACAAGAAUGAGAAUUAGGGGUUGGUCUUGGUGUCUCAGGGGUGCUUUCUUCACCUCUGUGAGACUGGAAAGCUUCACUUCCCUUCAGAUGUCAAAGAAGGGCUUUGUCUGGUCUGUCAUCUCACAAGUCAUCUAUUAUCUACUGAUCUGUUACUAUGCCUUCAUACAGGGUUGUCGGCUAAAACGGCAGAAGUGGAGGUUCUUCACCAGGAAAAGAAACAUUCUGGACACAAGUAUAAUCCUCAUUAGCUUCAUCAUCCUGGGGCUUGACAUGAAGAGUAUUUCUCUACAUAAGAAAAACAUGGAACAAUACCGCCAUGACCGGGACAGGUUCAUCAGCUUCUAUGAGGCGGUAAAAGUGAACUCUGCUGCAACCCAUCUCGUGGGCUUCCUGGUUCUGCUGGCAACUGUUCAGUUAUGGAGCUUGCUGCGUCAUAGCCCCAGGCUGUGGGUCAUCAGCAGGACACUGAGCCGAGCCUGGGACGAGGUGUCAGGCUUUCUGCUGAUCAUCCUGAUCCUGCUGACAGGCUAUGCCAUUGCCUUUAACCUGCUGUUUGGAUGCAGCGUCUCUGACUACCGGACAUUUUUCAGCUCAGCAGUGACUGUUGUUGGUCUCCUGACAGGAAUUUCUCACCAAGAGGAGGUUAUCGCUUUAGACCCAGUCCUGGGCACCUUUCUGGUCCUCACCAGUGUUAUCUUGUUGGUACUUGUGGUAAUUAAUCUUUUUGUUUCUGCCAUUCUAAUGGCCUUUGGAAAAGAAAGAAAGUCACUUAAGAGACAAGUUGCACUAAUAGAUAUGCUGCUACUGAAGCUCUCAAAUUUGUUAGGAAUCCGUCAGCCCCAAAAAACGUCAUCUGAGCAAGCAGCUACGACAUCAAUGGGCAUUGACGCUGAAGUUUUAGAAGACGAACUACCUUAAUCCUGUUUUCUCCUACUUGGCUUAGUAUUUCUUAGCAUAUUACUACUUAUCGUUGCAUGGCAUGACUUUACAAUAGUAAUAUACUUUGUUUUUAAUUCUGUAAGUUAGUGAGAAAUUGGAAUACCCUUGGUCCCAAGUUCUUACGGAUCUUGGCACUGUCAAGAUAGGAUUAACACCGUAAGAAUACUACCAGACAAACCAGCUCAGCUGCCAAGCACCAAGUAACAGAACACUCACCACCCAUGGCCCAGGACGGAUUGGGAAACGGAGGAGUCAGAAGUGAGCUCACUGCAACUUACUAAAAAUAAAUAUACAAGGAUGAGGCAUGGCAGAUGCAGAGCCCUGUCACUGAGGAGGACCAAAUUCACAGAUGCUAUCUGGGCUAUCUAAAUACAGAGACCAAAAUGAGCCCUGCACUGCUCCAGGAAUCCUGAAGUUAAGGCCUGGUUAACAUGCAUCACUUGGUUAAAAUAUUCUCCACUGAACUCCAGCUUUCUACAUCAUCUGAGCAAACAGAGAAAGCAGGACACAGGAUCUUUAUUAGCAGCUACUGAGCUACAGAAUACAAACCAACUGAAAACAUUAAAGAAAGGCUGCUUGAAACAGGUAUGUACAGGUAUACUACACAGAAGCGAAAGCCAUAUCCAAUCCCAAAGCCACCCCUGUGGGGAAGAAUGGCCUUAGCUAUGAGCCAAAGGAGUACAGAAGUUACAACAUGAGAAUCCCAUCCAGGAAAGCAGUGAACAACUACAGCUGCAUGGACACC
Molecule: messenger RNA, 6001 nt
Organism: Sapajus apella (tufted capuchin)
Lineage: Eukaryota; Metazoa; Chordata; Mammalia; Primates; Cebidae
Gene: PKD1L3
Product: polycystin 1 like 3, transient receptor potential channel interacting
Biological process (GO): detection of mechanical stimulus
Cellular component (GO): membrane
Molecular function (GO): protein binding; calcium channel activity
Source: RefSeq, a predicted model, not a curated record